UGCGUCUGUCAACCAAACAUGGCGUCUGCUUCGGUAGGUGCAUGAGAGAAAUCGUGCCUUAACAUUGCGUGUUCUCGUACUAAUGCCUAAUGUGCUUCGAUCGUAGUAGUAUCUAAUUCUAUAUUUAUGCUUAGAACGAGAUAUAUAAAGAGAGAUUUCUUAAUCAAGGAAGCUGAAAUAUCUCGUUAGACUAGCUCGUUGGAAGAACGUUACUGACAUUCCUUAGAGAAUUACCGUACCCUUACUGAUGGAUGACGAUACUAUAGCCUUCGGGGAGGAGGAUGAUGCUGUUCAUAAUGAUAAACUCAAGCAUCCAUACGUCACCAUAUUCCAUCUUGCAUUUAGAAUAUCAGCUAUAAUAGUUUAUAUGAUGUGUCAAUUAUUUUCAAAUAGUUUUAUUGCAAGUUUCGUCGUUGUCGUAUUACUUUUGUCCAUGGACUUUUGGACUGUUAAAAAUAUAACCGGAAGACUGAUGGUUGGACUUAGAUGGUGGAAUUAUAUUGAUGACAAUGGAAAGAGUAAUUGGGUAUUUGAAUCUAAAAAGGGUCCCCAACAGAACCGUAUUAACAUAGCGGAGGCACGUAUCUUCUGGUUGGCAUUGAUACUGUGCCCACUUUUGUGGUCAGUAUUAUUUGUUACAGCAUUGUUUCGUUUAAAUUUUCAAUGGCUAUUACUCGUAUGUAUUGCAAUCAUUUUAAACGGAGCUAAUCUUUAUGGAUAUGUGAAAUGUAAAAUGGGAAGUAACCAGUAUAUCUCAACAGCUACCAGUGAUUUCUUUAAGAAACAAAUCAUACAAAAUGUUGCAUCUAUGAUGACGAGAAGCCCACCAACAAAUAAUCCAAAUCAACAGACUAAUGUAAUAUAAGAUAUCUUUUGUAAGUAUGAUGUAUAUGAUAAUUAAUAAUUCCAUAAAUGUCUAUUGGAUGAAUGAUGAUAUAUGCUUGUACAUAAUAAUAUUAGGUAUUAAAAUUUAAGUGCUAUGUAAUAAAAUUAUUAUUUCACAAUGAAGAAAAAAAGGUAUUUGUUUAAAGUUCCUUCUGUCUCAUGCAAAAGACAAUACUUUAUGACGUUAGUUACUAGUUUAUUGAUGCCACAAGGCAAUACAUAAUGUACACGGUAUUUCUCCUUGUCAACAGACUCUUUCUAUUACACAAUAUUUAAUUUGUAUAGUUGUUAGUUAGUAACAUUGCAUUUAUCGUAUUCACCUCAGCCUGCUGUAUUCUUUCUGGCAAGAAGGUAUCACAAAAUAAUUUCCCAUUCUUUCAACGAUAUUUAGUAUUUGACUUAUUCUGUCCUUUUUUAACUCACAUUCUUCUCCGGAUUUGCGAUCGUAAUCAUUUGACCAAUUCAUCUAUAAAUAGAUGAACAUGCGACUUGAUCUUACACGUAUUACCAAACUCGUUACAAUAUUGCAUGGAGUAUUGAUAAACGAUCGAAUUUUAUUAAUGUUGUGAAAAUUGUUCCGAAGAUACGAGUCAUAAGUGUUUUCAAGAAGAAGAAUACAACAAACCACAUAUUGCUAUACAUUUUCGGUUAUAAAAAAAAAGAUAAAAAAACAAAAGAAAAAAAAAAAAGAAA
Molecule: messenger RNA, 1578 nt
Organism: Vespa crabro (European hornet)
Lineage: Eukaryota; Metazoa; Arthropoda; Insecta; Hymenoptera; Vespidae
Exons: 5
Coding region: 248-865 (205 amino acids)
Biological process (GO): vesicle-mediated transport; protein secretion
Cellular component (GO): Golgi membrane
Source: RefSeq, a predicted model, not a curated record